Messenger RNA from Spodoptera litura, 1990 nucleotides. It is a transcript of the gene TrpRS, whose product is annotated as Tryptophanyl-tRNA synthetase. Gene Ontology annotation, cellular component: cytoplasm. Gene Ontology annotation, biological process: tryptophanyl-tRNA aminoacylation. NCBI's taxonomy places the organism in Eukaryota, Metazoa, Arthropoda, Insecta, Lepidoptera, Noctuidae. Gene Ontology annotation, molecular function: tryptophan-tRNA ligase activity; ATP binding. The record is from RefSeq and is a predicted model, not a curated record.
UCUGACAGAAUCACAGAUAACAAAACUUCUGACGUGACGUGUUUGAAUUUGGUAGCGCCGCAUAUGCGAUCGAUGUUGAUAUUUUUUUGAAUAAAAUUGCAUCAGAUUAUAGUUUAUAUACUACUGAAUAUUAAUCAACAAUUUACUGUAGCGUUACAGGGAUUGGACUAACAAUUCCACAAACCACAUAAUGGCUGAGGAACCAGUGAAUAAACCUACUGCUAAUGAGGAUGACGAUUUCGUCGACCCAUGGACCGUUUCUGGAAAGUCCGAGACGGGUAUCGACUAUGAUAAGCUAAUAAAGAGGUUUGGCAGUCAGAAGGUCGACGAUGAAAUUAUUCAGAGGUUUGAAAAAGUCACUGGGAAAAGAGCACAUCACUUUCUAAGGCGUGGAAUAUUUUUCUCUCACAGAGAUAUUCAUAAUAUCCUCAACUUGUAUGAGGCGGGCAAGAAAUUCUAUUUGUACACUGGUCGGGGUCCGUCUUCAGAGAGCAUGCACAUCGGACACAUGAUCCCUUUCAUUUUCACGAAAUGGCUCCAAGAUGUAUUUGAUGUCCCACUACUCAUUCAGCUGACUGAUGAUGAGAAGGUGUUGUGGAGGGACCUGAAGAUAGAAGAUGCUCGGAAGAUGGCCUUCGAUAAUGCCAAAGACAUUAUCGCUGUCGGCUUCGAUGUGGAGAAGACUUUCAUAUUCAAUAAUUUGGACUUUAUUGGCAAAUGUCCAGCAUUCUACCAGAACAUGGUGAGGAUACAGAAGUGUGUCACCUACAACCAGGUGAAGGGUAUCUUCGGCUUCGGAGACUCUGAUGUCAUCGGCAAGAUCACCUUCCCUUCCAUAGAGGCUGCUCCAGCCUUCUCAACCAGCUUUCCGUUUAUAUUUGAAAAUAAAGUCUUACCGUGCCUGGUACCCUGUGCCAUCGACCAGGAUCCUUACUUCCGCAUGACACGCGACGUGGCUGCUCGCCUGAAGUUGCCGAAGCCGUCCCUCAUCCAUUCCACGUUCCUGCCUGCGUUGCAAGGAGCUCAGCACAAAAUGUCUGCCAGCGACGCUAACACCUCUAUAUUCUUGAAUGAUAGCGCCAAACAUAUUAAGACUAAGAUAAACAAAUACGCAUUCUCAGGAGGUAGAACUACCGUAGAGGAACAUAGACUGAAGGGUGGCAACACUGACGUGGAUAUUUCAUACAAGUACCUUACCUUCUUCUUGGAGGACGACGACCGGCUAGCAGAGAUAAAGAAAGAAUAUGAAUCAGGCGUGAUGCUGACUGGUGAACUGAAGAGAGAAGCGAUCGAUGUGAUCACACCGUGGAUACAAGAGUACCAGAAACGUAGGGCGACGGUCACGGACGAAGUUGUAGAACAAUUCUUCAAGUUACGACCACUUAAGUUCUAAAAUAGCUGUGCAUAGUGCCUUGGUGGGCAAUCAAAGGUUACGAACCCUUGCUACGUUGGGUUGCGCCGUGUAAGUCAAAGUCACCGCCAUCUAUAUAGCAACACAUUUUUAAUUUGUAAGUCCCAUAUUGUUGCUUGUAAUAAGAUCGUGGCCGUCGUUCGUCGUCAUCGACGGCCGUUAGCCGUCUUUCCCAUGGGAUAAUAAGAAGUUUGUUAUUCCAGACCAUAAAGGGAUGACCAGAUAGUAGACCUGGGAUGAAAUUUAGAACAAGGGGGGGGGGUCUCUUUUCCAAAAUGACAUUUGAUACCUUUUGCCGUUUUGACGUGAAAGGGUAACAAAGACACAAAAAAAUUGGCAUAUUCUAUAAUAAUCUCCACUCUUGAUCUCUAUCAAAAAUAUUGUCUCUUAGUCGAGUCGUCAGAAACAGGAACACUCCAUAUUAAAGAACCCUAAGCGCUCUGGAGACAGUUUCAAAAGCCACAUAGUUUGCCCACCACUGCUAUAACCCUAUAUAUAUUACUAACUUUUACCUGCGGCUUCGCUCGCGUCACAAAAGGAUAAAAAGUAGCCUAUGUGACAUAUACAUAUACAUACAGC